Messenger RNA from Lemur catta (Ring-tailed lemur), 5678 nucleotides. It is a transcript of the gene BMF, whose product is annotated as Bcl2 modifying factor. The record is from RefSeq and is a predicted model, not a curated record. Gene Ontology annotation, cellular component: myosin complex. Bases 1297 to 1851 code for a protein of 184 amino acids. NCBI's taxonomy places the organism in Eukaryota, Metazoa, Chordata, Mammalia, Primates, Lemuridae. Gene Ontology annotation, biological process: positive regulation of apoptotic process; apoptotic process; negative regulation of autophagy. The transcript has 4 exons.
CCACUGUUGAGGCUCAGGGUGUCUGGCUGGUGCCUUCAGAAAGGAGGAAGAGUCUAAGUUCAGCAUCCCUCUUUGAGCCCUUAAGGGCUGGGAUGGCUCCAGCAGGUUUUAGUUCCCCUUGCUAGGAAUAAAGCAUUCCUUGGCAGUGUUCUCGAGAAGUGUCCCCCUCCUACCAGUCUGGACAUCACCACUUCAGCUCAGGGGUGAGGGAGGAAGGGAUCUCUUCACCCUUUCCCAGCUGACACUUGGCCUUGCCCAGCACCCCUUCAGGGGCUCCCACCCACAGGAAAGCCACCUGUAGUUCCUGUGGAGAGUGGGAGGGUCCCCAGGGCUCACAGAGCCACACCCUCUGGCUGCACCUCCCCCACUGCCCAGUCCAGGCAAGGGUUGAACUUUGGGGCUUUGCUGGGAGGAGGAGGGGGAGGUGAUAGGCUUCAAAGGAAAAACCAAGACAAUGACUCCUGCUUGUGAUUGGCUUUGGAGGGCCCCUUCUUAGGUUGGGAUUGCCAGCCUGCAGAGAGGAGGUUGGAAGGCAGGAGGGGAGCCCCUGCCAGGUGACUGGCAGGACAGCACUUGGUCCCUUCAUCAGGAAACUUUGUUUCCUGUUACUGAUAAGCUGGAAUACAGCCGCCCCCCCACCUGCCCCUUUGGAAACACUAUCCAAAUAACACCAUGUGUUUGCUUUGCCAUCCUAGCAGGCAUCUCCUCACUCUCCAGGCAAGAGGGCAGAGACAAUACUAUAGAUAGCUUGGGGACUGGGUGGGUUCGAGGGAGAAUUAAAGCAGACACCUCAGAGAGAGCUUGCAUAUGGGAAAGGCAGGAUUUCUGAGUUUUACUCAGAUUCCUUUAAGUACUUCCCAAGCCACAGACCAUUUGGCUUGUUCUUCAAAGGCAAGAGACUGCGGGACAGAACUCCUGGAGAUCUCUAAUUGAGUCUGACAAAGAUGAACGUUGUCUCUCUGUAUCCUUAACCAUUCAAGUGGUUGCUGCUUCUGGUUGCUCUGGGGGCCUUAAGGGGUUCAUGGUAUGUGUGUGUCGGGGGCUGGGUUGGAAGCUCAAGAUGCUGAGUGGCUCCAAGCUCAGACUUCCAAGAGCCAUCAGGUAGAGCAAAGAGGAACUUCUUUGUCACCAAGAAACUCACAUCAACAACCUGAAUAGUAUAGGCAGUGAGUGAGGUCAUAGAGAGAAGGCUGAAUUUUACUUCCUUCUGUGAGACAGGUUCCACCAAUCUCAGGUUAAGCUCUGGCAGGAAUGGUAGACUGGGGAUGAAGAUUUGAAGUCCUGGAGACUAGGGAGAUGGAGCCAUCCCAGUGUGUGGAGGAGCUGGAGGAUGACGUGUUCCAACCAGAGGAUGGGGAGUCGGGGACCCAGCCCGGGAGUGUGCUUUCUGCUGACCUGUUUGCCCAGAGCCAGCUGGACUGCCCCCUCAGCCGGCUUCAGCUCUUCCCUCUCACCCACUGCUGUGGCCCUGGGCUUCGCCCCACCAGCCAGGAAGACAAGGCCACCCAGACCCUCAGCCCAGCCUCCCCGAGCCAGGGUGUCAUGCUGCCUUGUGGGGUGACCGAGGAACCCCAGAGACUCUUUUAUGGCAAUGCUGGCUACCGGCUUCCUCUCCCUGCCAGUUUCCCUGCAGGCUUGCCCCUUGGGGAACAGCCUGCUGAAGGGCAGUGGCAGCAUCGAGCAGAGGUACAGAUUGCCCGAAAGCUUCAGCGCAUUGCAGACCAGUUCCACCGGCUUCAUGUGCAGCAACACCAGCAGAACCAAAAUCGCGUGUGGUGGCAGAUCCUCCUCUUCCUACACAACCUUGCUUUGAACGGAGAAGAGAACAGGAACGGGGCAGGUCCCAGGUGAGGCUGGGCUGCCCUCUUCACGUGGGGCACCAGGAACACGGUCUGGAACAGGAAGGACGACGGGCAGGACUGACACUGUGUCUUGUGGAGUUGUUUUUUGUUGUUGUUUUGUAUUUUUAAAAUUUCUUUUGUGUACAUACGACAUACCCAAGUGGGACUUCCUUUCCCUGUUCAGGGCCUCAACCAGGAAUGGGGGCCUUUGUCAAACACUGUUGAAGGAGAGGCUGAUGUGUCUGUGACGGUGGGAACUCCCAAGGGCUCUGACAAGUAGAUUCUUCAGUCUCCAGCUGUCGAAGAUGACCAGUUAACAAUGUUCUCCUGGGAGUGGACUAUAGUUUUUCCACGGGAACUUAGUUAAGAAAUGAACUGGAUUAGUCUCCCAGUUCCACCAAACCUGUCAGCCAUCCAUUGUGGAUGGGGCGAUGAUCCUGACGGUCACACUGCUUUAAGCCACCAGGGCCUCGGUCACGGCCUUUCCGGCUGAGGAUGGCAGCUUUACCAGGGUGGCCAGCCAGCUCCUCAUCUGUCUGGGUUCUCACUUGGCCCAGCCAGUGCUGCCCCAAGGGCUCAGGGAUUCUUGCCCAGCCCCUGUCACCUCCAGCAGACCUCAGGGAGGGUUGGGUUUCUCCAAGGACCCCUCAAAUAUGCCGAAAAAUGAACCAAACUUCUGGAUAGGCCUCAGAUCUGACUUGGUCCCACUUGGAGGCCCCAGGAUUGGUCCAAGGUGCAGAGCCACCACCACCUCUGGCUGUCUGGGACUGGCUGGGUGUCAAGCACGAAUGAGCCAAAUAGCCAGUCAACGUGCCAUAGCCAGCAGCUUGUGCCUUUGUCAGCUCUUCUUUCAAAAGCCCUAGGCAACAGACUGCAUUCCACCCCCAGCAACAGCACCGUAGGACAUAAAGGGGCAGGGCUGGGAGAUGUGGCCGCCACCCCACCAAUAGGAGUCAGCCCUAGAGGACCCCAGACCCCUUGGUUUCCUUGGAAACAACAUACCUCCUCCCCCAUAUCCCCAUUCCUUUUUCACACCUAGUGGGAUACAGGAAGAAGCCAGGACAGUGGCUUUGCCAGCUGAAAAGUGACUUUUAGAGUAAAAGAUAAUGAUUAGAGUGCAGAACCAUCAAAGCUGGGUACACAUUUCCUGUCUUCCUUCAGCUCCCGGCUAGGCCAGGAGGGCAGGGCAUGCUCUGGAACCCAGCAGGACCACAGCUGCCUCUGACUUCGUCCCUUCUCUCCCUGCCGUGGCACUCACGGAGAGACUCAAAGCAGCUCUGAUAGCAGACAAAAGGAAUCUGUUAACCAGACCCCUAGAAAUUAAAUUAUAACAUUUGCAUAUGUGAGAAAAGAUAAUAACAUUGGUGCUAAAGGUGAAGCAAGGCCCAAAGAAAAGAUGGCUUCUCUGGGCAGAGAAGGCCCUGGGGCCACCCAAGGAAAUUGGAGGAGUCCAGAGUAGACUCUCACAUCUGAACAAGCCCAAGCUCCUCCAGUUCUGCGGAGAGGAGGUCUUCAGUGCUGUCGAAGGAGACCUUGAUCUUCUGGAUGUGCUGUUGGGCAGGUUGUUCACUGCACAUGGGCAUCUGCAGAGGGAGCUAAUGGGGGCUGAAAUCUAGCCUGUGCUCUGCUCACUAAGUUGUGUGUCCCCAUGUGGGGCUGCUUGUGCCCAGAGGAAGGGGUGCCUUUCCUAAUUUGCACAGAGGUGCCCUAUGGGCUUACAGUAGCCUCCAGGGGAAGGACCUUAAACUAAGCGCAUAAGCCUUUGUUUUGUUCUGCUCAGAUGUUCUGGAGAUAUUACCUCUUCUUGGCCAGAGUUCUAUUCUCAGGGUGUGUGCCAUGGUCUGUCUGCUAAGAUGGGUUCCUGCUUACAAGGAGGAGGAGCCAGGGACCGGGCGUGAGGACUGGCUCCGGGACACACUGACCGUGGUGAAAUCCAGCCUUCCCGGCGUCUGCAUCCCAUUUUAUGAUGCGUAUAGGACAUCUCUUGUUUCCCCUCUCCUGAAUCAAGGCUGUGACAGGCAGGCUGCUGGUGUAUGCUUGAGUGGCACACACCAAAAAACCAGGUUUGUUUAUACCAGCCACUUUUAACCCCUUUUGGCAGACUUUCCACCUAAGCUGAGUGAGAGAGAAAAUGGUCUAGACCUUGGGGCUGAGGCAAAGCCAUCAGCUUCUGAGACCUUGCCAGGCCCAGGCUGGAUGUGGCCUAUCCCAAGAGCUGAGCCCAGAGUCUGACAAGCCUGGGGCUAGGUGGAAGGUAGCCCAACUGCACUGUCUCCAUCUUAUGUAAAGCGAGGAACCCACAAUCUUAGGUGAGCCAGGACAAAAUUUAAGCCCCCUAGAUUCUCCUUCCUCCCCUCCAAACACCCAGGAGAUAACAGGCAAAGUAGCCCUAAGAAGGAGAAGUUCUUCCUGGCUGGCCCCUUCCCCCUCUGCCUGGGGAGUUGGCCUCAACAUUCCUCAAGUCCAGCCUCGGGAGAUGUGCCCCUCCCCCUGGCCCCUCAGGUCCCCUCCCCCACCCCCAGGAGCUGGCUGUCUCUGGUGAGGGGUGGACAAUCAGAUUUAGAGGGAGGGAGAGUCUGACCUGUGUCCUGACCUCUCACCAGCUGAAGAUGUGGGGUUUUGUGGCUUGCUGAGGGUGGGGGUUGGGAGAGAGACUGGAAACCUCCCUCCUCAUCCUAGAAAUGCCCUGGAGGAAGGGAAGGGUCAAAACAGCCCUUCUAAUUCAGAACCCUAGAGUAGGGGUUUCUAGAAGUUAGUAGACAGAUCUGGGGAGGGAACUCCCCCAGCCAGACAGCUGACUCCCCCAGUGAGGUUGGAGGACUCAGCCUGGCCCCUCUGCAUUGGCCUGUUUCAAAGUCUGGGCCACAGGAGACCUGCCCCUGGGACCUUCUCUUGUUCAAUCCGCAAUGGAAAAAGAUCACCUCCCAGUGACCUCCCUCAGCCCCCAGGGGAGUGGGUCUGUGUCCAAAGCUAGGUGACAGGCUUCUAUCGAGGGCCAGGGGGCCCAGCUGACCUGUCUCACUGCCCCAGGUGGCCCAGCCCCAUCCACAGGCAGCUCCCACCUGCACAUGUCCAGGAGGGGGUUGUUUGGGACAGUCUAGCCAGGGCCACCAUCAGCUCAAAGCCUCCAGGGAAGGAUGCUAUGGAGCCACUGUGACUGUCCUGUUCAGCAAGGAGCACUUGUCAUCUUUUGGGGGGACAUGAUGGGGGGUGGAUAGGGAGACGGGAAAGUAGCAGAAGUGGGAGGACUUCAGUGGCCGUGGCUGCAGGGCUUCUGUAAGUCAGUGCUAGGCCAGGCUGGAAAAAUCUGCAAGGUCCCUCUGUGUGGGUGAGGACUCUUGGAAGCAGGCCAUCCUGGCUGGAAGGGGUUAACCUGCCACCCUUAGGCAGCCUUAAGGCUGGUGGGGACUUGAGGGAACAGCAGGUAAAGCUGAGCUCUUCCACCGAUGUGCCAGCCUCCCCACCUCCCCGCUGAGCUGAAGGUGCUCGAGCCACACGUGGUCCUGGGCCUAUACUAUGUCUCUCUGUGCAGGUGGCCAGCGCCUCUCCCUGCUCUGGGGGCAUUGCCCAGCCUUCUCCCCUGUCCCUGGAUCCUCAGGAGCUGUCGGGGGAGACCCAGUGAGAAUGUAGCAUUUCGUUCAUCCCCAGAUCAGCUCCCCUGGGACCCGAGCACUCUGCCUCUGGGAGAGGGAGAGGAGUGGGGACCCACUUUUUUUUUUCUUAACCUGUACAGAGUCUUCGGCUUUAUGUUUAUGUUCUGCACCUGCAUAUAUGUGUGUGUACAUAUCUUUGCCCCCAUCGAUUGGUACAAUUUUUAAUAAAACCAUUUAAAGCAAA